AACACCUUUGGAAGUCACGACAUUGCAAAACCCAUUAUGCUAUGCGAAGGUGUUCCAACUAUCCAUUGUCCCUGAUGGAACUCGAGGUGCCCGUGCAGGAGGCGCACGGAGCAGAGGCUGGGCGACAUGUACAGUACCAACCAGCACUGCGCAUGGUUUUCUCUUCUCGAGUUGGUGCUUUCUUGUUUGUUGCGAGCCGGAAGGUAUACCUUGGUUUUGCGGCUCGAGGGUCGGUUUCAUGGCCGAAAGGUACAACUAUGUAUCAUGUACCGUACCGAUAUCGCACGGUAUUGCCUUUUGCUGGAUGGAAGAGUGGGGUCUGGGGUACGGUAUCAUACCAGUGUGCAAUGUGCUAUGCUCACAAAAAUUAGGGAUCACGUUGACCGGUCAAUCGAUAAACGGCGAAAAGAGACACAAUUUACCGGUAGAGUUGUACGAGCCUGUGACCAAAAGCCAUGAGUAUUGUACUGUAGGUUGGCAUUUUACACCAAAAAUGUACAACUUUACAUUUGGAAAUC
Molecule: messenger RNA, 518 nt
Organism: Tuber aestivum (summer truffle)
Lineage: Eukaryota; Fungi; Ascomycota; Pezizomycetes; Pezizales; Tuberaceae
Source: the annotation of a GenBank genome assembly